Messenger RNA from Ambispora leptoticha, 1059 nucleotides. The record is from the annotation of a GenBank genome assembly. Lineage: Eukaryota; Fungi; Glomeromycota; Glomeromycetes; Archaeosporales; Ambisporaceae.
AUGUCUAUAUCUUCAAGGAAGACUAAUAAUAAAAAAUCAAGAAACGUCGUUAUUAAUAAUAAAAGUGACAACCGCAAAAAAUCAAUUAGUGAUAAUGACGAAGAAAUCAAGACGAGGAGGACCAAAAAAGUGCUAACGCGACGUAAGACACGAAAAACGACGCCAGAAACGCAAGAGAAAGACGACGAAGACAGUUUAAUCUAUGACUAUAAUUUCAAUAAAAUGGAAAUAACUGCUUUUGCCUCAUUAAAUCAGCGACAGCACCAACACAGUAACUCAAGGUCAGACGACAAACAUCAAACAGAAUUAGAUGCUCUCUUCGAAGAAGUACACCACGCGUCAAAAGAGUUAUCAAAAAGCACUAUUGAUCAUAAACUUUUUAGUGUCAUCACAGAGGACGACGAAGACGAUCAUGACGAUAUUAUUACAAUCUUAGCGGGUGAUGAUAAAAAUGGAAACAAUAUCGAUAAUAAUGGUGAUAAUGGUCGAAAACGUCGAGCAUUGCAAGAUAAGACCAAUUGGGCACAAAACAAGAAUCACGAGGGCUCUUCUUCAAAGUUUUCUUUGGCAAGAGAAAAGAUGAAGGAGAAAUUAAAGAAUAAUGUAGACAUUGAAUCAUCAUCUACUGUUUCCAAAACCGACGAAAAGACGAACUUCGAUUCGCCAUCAUAUUUAGAUAACGACAGUAACUGGCAUCAUGAUAUUAAACCCAUGAAAACAUCAACACCCAUAGAAGGACAUGACAUCCCCGAGGAAUUGACUCUCUCUGAUGAUUUUCAAAUAGCAAAAAUAACAGCUAACCCGAAAGAAUAUAAUUUUUCUGAUGAAGAUCAAGAUUACUUUCCAAAGAAUAAAUAUAACUAUGACAAUAAUAGAAACAUAGGAAAAAAUCCAAUUACUGCGGAGAAUAGUAUUAACAUAAACGAUACAGACUCAUCCGACGAUCCAUUAACUAAUUUUAACGAACCACCACAAGCUGUACGUCGAGCCAAAAUUUGGAUGAGAGAAGAAAAAGUUCCAUUACCGGUAACAAUUAGCGAUGAUGAAUUCUUAUUCUAA